This is a messenger RNA of Theobroma cacao (cacao), 2161 nucleotides long. Its product is annotated as ribosomal RNA processing-like protein. Gene Ontology annotation, biological process: rRNA processing. NCBI's taxonomy places the organism in Eukaryota, Viridiplantae, Streptophyta, Magnoliopsida, Malvales, Malvaceae. The record is from RefSeq and is a predicted model, not a curated record. Gene Ontology annotation, cellular component: preribosome, small subunit precursor; nucleus.
CCCCUUCUUCUUCUUUCCCAUUUCCCACGUUUAGCCUUUAGGUUUUCUUUUCCAAAACUACCCCUAGGGUUUUUUUUAUUUACCUCCACGCUCGACAGCUCUGCUCCUCUUUAACACCUUGAAGAGAACGAAACCUCCAACUCCGACGACUUCCUCUCCUAUUAAUUUCUUAAUAAUUUCACGCAAUUUCUUUUUCUUUAAAUCCAUUUUUUUAAUCUCUUGUAAUUCUUAAUUGAACCGGGUGAACAUGGCCGGAUCCGGAGCCGGAGAAGGCCCGACGCUGAUAAAGCAACUAGCUGCAUGCGACAAGUCGACCCGAGACAGAGCCGUACGGUCUCUCCUCCACACGUGGCUUCCUUCACAGGCCGAAGUCUCCGAUGAGGAGAUGAAGAGACUCUGGAAAGGUCUCUUCUAUUGCGUUUGGCAUGCUGACAAGCUCCCCGCUCAGUCCGAUCUCGUUGAAAAGCUUUCCUCGGUUCUUCCGAAGCUCGAACCCGGUCUAUCUCUCCAAUAUUUUUCUGUUUUUCUUCUUACUAUGCGUCGCGAGUGGACUGGGAUUGACAAGCUAAGGUUAGAUAAGUUUUACCUCUUAAUUCGUAGGUUUUUGAAUUGCUUUUUUGUUAUGUUGAAGAAAUGGUCGUGGGAUUUGGAUUUUACGCGUCGUUCGAUUAGGGUUUUAGUUGAUGGAACCUUUUUAGCUGAUGAUAAGUUUCAAGGGAAUGGUGUUAAUUAUCACAUUGCUUCAAUUUUUCUCGAAGAAAUUAGGCCGUUUCUUCCGGUAAAGAAAGAGGUCGUUGAGGUUUUGUUGGAACCAUUUGUUGGAAUUAUGGGGAAAGUUGGUGAUAAGGUUUUGGUUGGAAAGAUUAGAAGUAAUGUGUUUGAUGUGUUUGUUAAAAUGGGGAGGAGAUUCUUAGAACUUAAGAGGUCCGGGGAUGAGGUCGAUGAAGGUGAAGACUUGGUUGUGUUGGGGACUAUUAGUUUGCUGAUGGGAUUCUCUGCAAAGUUUUACGAAUUGGGUUCUUCAGCAGAUUGCUGUCAGGGAAAUAGGAAGGUGGUGUUAGGGUUACAUGAGGAAUUCUUGAAGUUGGAGAAGGAUUUGACGCUGUGGGGUAUUGAUGUUUCGAUUCCUGAGCCUAAUGAAGGAGGUGAAGAAGAUGAGGUGCCAGAAUUGAUACCUAUUGCUAGUGAGAUGGAAGUGGAUGAUUCUGAUGGUGUUUCAGAGCCGGCUGAAGUUAAUGCUAAUGGUUCUGCCAAGAAGGCAUUGAAGAAGAGCAAGAAGGCCAAAAAGGCAACUCGGGGCAGUGGUAAAAAGACUAAGAAGUGCAAGAAUGCUGAAUGUAGCCCUGCAGAUCAGGAGAAUGAUGUUAUGGUACCUGCAGAAAGUGCCAAUUCUAGUAUUGAGCAGAAUGGUGAUGGGCAUUCGAUAACCUUUACUGAAUCAGUGAUUUCGAACCUUCAGCUGCAGUUUGAGAAGGUUGCUGCAGAAGUGGGCUUGGAUGGUGAUGUUGCAAGUGCCUGUGAUUUGCCAAAAGUUAAUGGUGCUGUCUCCAAGAAGAGAAAGAGAGUAAAGAGUGUGGAUGGGCAAAAAUCUCAGAAUGGGGAGCUAACCAAUCAAGGGGAUGGUGAAGGUGGCGGAACGGCAAAAACUGGUGAGAAGAGCACAAAGAGGGUAAGAUUCUCAAUGAAAAACAACUUGGUUUGGAAGCCUCACAGCCCUUUACCUCCCCAGAGUUUGAGAUUACCGCCCUCCGUUACUCCUAGAGGAAGUGCACUUAAGAAAGGGAUACCUCCAGGUCCCAUAACUGAAGUGCCUCCUUUGACUAAGAAGGUAAAGAAAGCUAAAUCUGUGAAGAAGGCCCGAAAGGUAAUAAAGAGCAUGUACCCUCUUGUCAAACGCACAAAGAAGUUGAAAUCUGUGUCCUCUUAGCAGAGUUUGUUUUGUGAGUUUGUUCUUUCAUGGAAAAAAAUGUAACAUGCUUAGUCGUCAAAAUUUUUCGAAGUUUGGUAUUUGUUAUCUUGUUACAGUUUAAACUUUCGCUCACAUAUGAUCUUUUACUUUCUAGACCUUUUGGUCUUUGAAUUUAGAAGUUGAUUGUGAUGAGAAGGUAAUUUAUCCAUGAGUGAAAGACAGGCCUUGGGUUGAAUUAUUUUCUUUGCUUUC